AAGCGUAGUAGGUUGUGGAAGAUUGAGGACAUUAAGGAAGUACUGGAAAAAAACAAGGGAUCUGAGGCAAUACAAGCUAUUGUUAUGAAAGAUUAUUGUUAUGGGGAGCCAGAAGUAGAAGUACAUCCUGAAGCCUUUUCAAAGAUGAGUAGCAUCAGGUUAUUUUACUUGACCAACUUGUUCGCGGAGAUAUUUGGUCACUCUUCAAAUCGUAGAUGGUUCAUCUUACCAAGGGGACUGAAAUCUUUAUCUGGUGCAUUAAAAGUUUUUUGAUGGCCAACAUUUCCUUUGGAAGUUCUUCCACUUGAAACUCCAUUGCAUAAAAUUGUUGAGAUUGAAAUGCGUCACAGCAAAAUAAAGCAACUUUGGAAUGACAAACAGUUUAUGACAGAGUUGAAAUUUAUCGACUUGAGAAAUUCUCUCAAUUUUAUGGAAACUCCAGACUUCUCAAGAGUUCCAAAUUUAGAACAUUUACGUCUUAGUGGCUGCAAAUCUCCUGUCAAGGUUCAUCCCUCACUUGGACAGUUGAAAGAACUUAUUGAGGUGUACUUGGAUGGUUGUGAAAAUCUUGAAAUCCUACCAGAAAAAUUAGAAACAAAUUCCUUGAUGAAGUUAGAUCUUAGUGGGUGUGGAAAAGUUGCAGUGCUCCUAGAGUUUGGGAAAGGUAUGAAAAAAUUAUCAUAUCUUGAUCCAAGGAAUACUGCUAUACGUACACUUCCUGUAUCACUUGGAUCCUUAAUGGGUCUUGGAUAUUUAGAUUUACAGUGUUGCGAAAUUCUUAAUCUUGACGAGUUCUUGAAGACUCACAUAACUCGUCAAAUUGCUGGCUUGAAUGUAACGUCAUUAACAGAGUUAUAUUUAAAGUGGUGUGGCAUAAAUGAUGGAUCGAUUCCUGAUGAUUUUCACAGUUUAUCAUCACUCAUUGUAUUGGAUCUAUUAGGUAAUGAUUUUGUUAAUCUACCCAAUGCUUGCUUCUUUGGUCUUUCCCGACUUGUCUUUCUUAACAUGACUAUUUCUUUAUUUCAGUGUCGUGGGCGAACUAAAUAUGUAAUCCCUUAUGAUGAGGAAGAAGAGGCCGCUGUUUGA
This is a messenger RNA of Neltuma alba, 1086 nucleotides long. RefSeq names its product protein SUPPRESSOR OF npr1-1, CONSTITUTIVE 1-like. The transcript has 4 exons. The record is from RefSeq and is a predicted model, not a curated record. Bases 340 to 1086 code for a protein of 248 amino acids. NCBI's taxonomy places the organism in Eukaryota, Viridiplantae, Streptophyta, Magnoliopsida, Fabales, Fabaceae. Gene Ontology annotation, molecular function: protein binding.